AAUUUGGACCUCAAAAAUAUUCGCAAUUCUGAUAAAUAAACAUUUUCAAGGAAAAGUUCUACUCUUUUACUUUCCUUUUUCUUGUCCAAAUAAAAAUACCUCAACUUCUUGAUUUUUUCCCUCACUUUGCACCUAGUUGUCUCUUUGUCUAAGUACAUGAACUUGUGAAUUUACUUGCCAAGUUCCAAUUUUUUUGGUACCCCAUUUCAUUUUUCCUCUUAUUUUCAUUUGGGUAUCUUUUAAUUUUCUUGAAUUAUUAUUUGGUUUUGAAAUCUUGGUUAAAAAUGGUGGGGGCAUUGUGUGUUGUGGGUUCAUCUAUGGUGGAUUCACAUUCUAGUCCUUGUUUGUGUUUGGAUGCUUUGCCUACUUGUAACAAAUUGAGUGUUGGGGAUUCAGUUUUGUAUAAGAAUUCUUCAUCAAUUGGUAGGAAACAAUUGCCACGUUUGGGAUCAAUGGAAUUGAGCAGUUCUUUUGUAGAUUUGAGGUUUUCAACAAAAGCAUUUAAGGGUAAUUACAAGAAUUUAAAGAAGGAGAAAAAGAGUAGGAAGAAUCUUGUGGUUGUCAGUGAUUUAGGUGGACAGUAUGAAUAUGGCUUUGAUGAUAUCAAAACGCAAAUUCUUAAUUACUUCACAUUUAAAGCAGUGAGGACUAUUUUGAACCAACUUAAUGAAAUGGACUCUCCACAAUAUCAAUGGUUCAAUGAUUAUGUUACAGUAAAUAAGCUUAGGGAUGGGAAGCGUUUUAUUCGCAACCUUGCUAAGGAGAAGCAAGAACUCGCUGAAAAAGUGAUGGUAACACGGCUCAGUCUGUAUGCGAAAUGGAUAAAAAAAUGUGAUCACGAGGAGAUCUACAACCGAAUAUCUGAUCAGAACGUGGAAGUGAUGCGUGAGCGGCUCAUGGAAACUGUGAUUUGGCCAUCAGAUGACACGAACUCGGAGAGAGUUGGGUGAAAGAAACUCAUUGUGCACUGUUGAUUUCACUUCACUUUUCUCUUUCAGAUUCUAUUAGCUUCUCACUGAAAUUUGCAGCAAAUUAGUUUAUGUUGUAUUCUUCCGAGAUCACCGGGAUUCUUGAACUUAAGCUGUAUAUAAAAGGGAUUUUGUAUUUCAUAUUCA
Molecule: messenger RNA, 1115 nt
Organism: Nicotiana attenuata
Lineage: Eukaryota; Viridiplantae; Streptophyta; Magnoliopsida; Solanales; Solanaceae
Product: chaperonin-like RbcX protein 2, chloroplastic
Exons: 5
Coding region: 285-950 (221 amino acids)
Biological process (GO): ribulose bisphosphate carboxylase complex assembly
Molecular function (GO): protein folding chaperone
Source: RefSeq, a predicted model, not a curated record